Messenger RNA from Symsagittifera roscoffensis, 1736 nucleotides. Its product is annotated as oxalate:formate antiporter-like. Bases 106 to 1578 code for a protein of 490 amino acids. Gene Ontology annotation, biological process: transmembrane transport. The transcript has 11 exons. NCBI's taxonomy places the organism in Eukaryota, Metazoa, Xenacoelomorpha, Acoela, Convolutidae. Gene Ontology annotation, molecular function: transmembrane transporter activity. The record is from RefSeq and is a predicted model, not a curated record.
UUAGAGAUCAGGUUAUACAAACUCGAACGUUGAUUGUCAAAAACCAACAUCCAAAUGAAAGUCGUGAUUAAAACUUUGAGCAUUUUAAAUAUAUUCGUUUGAGAUAUGGAAUCUUUGUCAACAUUUCUGUUAUCACUACGACGAUUAUGGUUUGAAAACAGAGGCAUCAUUGCGAUAUGUGGCGUCACCAUCAUACAAAUAGUUUUCGGCACCAUUUUCGCAGCAGGCAAUAUGACCCCCUACUUAACAUCCUACCUCAGAUUCAACACAACCACCGACCACAACAUCGAGUACACGAAGUCUGUGUGGAUUUUCACGACAGGCAAGUCUGCGAUGGGUCUGUUUGCAAUUGUGGGGGGAUUGCUGAGCCGUGUAAUGCACCCACGCUUAGUCAUCAUUCUCGGCUGCCUGUGUCAGUGUUCCAGCUAUUUCCUGGCUGGUUGGUUAGUAGAGUAUGGCUUCAUGAGCACCCUACUCACCUAUGGACUGAUGCAGGGUGCUGGAGUGGGACUGGGAUACCCCACGUGUCUCAAAUACGCACAAAUGUGGUUUCCGUCUCGCAAUGGGCUGGUGACGGGUGUAGUGAUGACUGGCUUCGGUAUGGGUAGCUUCGCCUUCGCCUUCAUUCAGACUGCUAUAGUCAACCCCGAUAACCUCUCUGCUAAUGUCAAGAUAAACGACGACAUGUAUUUCAACCAACCAGAAGUAUUGGACAAUGUGCAGAGCUGUUUCUACAUCACUGGGGUGAUUUGUGGCUCAUUUCUUGUGGUUGGACUACUACUAAUGCCAGUUCACAAGCAAUUUGAUCAGGAGAAGGCAUCAAAGCCGAAGGCUACUAGCCAAGCAGGGAAUUCAGCGAUGAACAAUUGCCUAGAAAACGAUAUCCAAACGGACAGUAAAUACGAAGAUGACUCGUCUACGGGUUCAGAUGAAAUCACUUUACAGACGAAUCCCUUCAGUAGUGGGCGAGAGGUCACACCUUUGGAAGCUAUGAAAAUGAGGUCAUUUUGGGUGAUGAUGUUUGUGGUUGCAGUGAACGAAUACGGGCUAAUACUUAUCACAAAUUAUUACAAGCCUUAUGGUCAGACUAAGAUCCAUAGCGACUCCUUCCUGACUAUGGUCGGGUCUAUAGGCUCCGUGGCCAACUCGGCCGGAAGACUCUGCUGGGGAGUUCUGCUCGACUACUCCGACUUCAGGACACUUGCAGUAACUCUCACCGCGUGUCAAGCUCUCCUGCUGAUGACAAUGCCUAUCAGUCUGAGCCUGAGUGAACCAUGGGCCAAAGUGUACUUCGCAAUUUGGGUGUGUGGGCUGAACGCCAAUGGGAAUGCACUGUUCGUGCUCAGCCCCACAACUGCAGGCCGUGCAUUCGGAAUGAAGCACUUCGGUGUCAACUACGGCUUGAUUUACUUCGUUGGGGGUACGAUGGGCGUGGUGUUUACCGAGAUAAUUUCGGCAGUGCUCGAACACACUUCGGGCUACACUUCUGUUUUUUUGAUUGGAGGAGCAACAUCAUUUACCUGCGAACUGGUUGUGAUGCUUUGGAACGCAAAAAACAUGAAAGGAGAAGUCAUUUAACAUACUCAUUCAGCACACGAAACAUCGCGGAGAAUAACUUCGAAGGAAGCAAUUGUGGAACCAUAUCAAUUUCGUUGUUUUACUUUUUCCCUUUUAUACAGAUCGAAAUAACCAAUUGCUGAUAAAUGGUGAAAUUUUAGAUAUAUCAAAACUGAAAC